This is a messenger RNA of Cyprinodon variegatus (sheepshead minnow), 2828 nucleotides long. It is a transcript of the gene rpusd2, whose product is annotated as RNA pseudouridylate synthase domain containing 2. Gene Ontology annotation, molecular function: RNA binding; pseudouridine synthase activity. The record is from RefSeq and is a predicted model, not a curated record. The transcript is spliced from 3 exons. The coding region runs from base 1 to 1659 and encodes 552 amino acids. Gene Ontology annotation, biological process: pseudouridine synthesis. Lineage: Eukaryota; Metazoa; Chordata; Actinopteri; Cyprinodontiformes; Cyprinodontidae.
AUGCAUGUGCGUGGAUCAGCUAGAAGUUCUCUGUUGUUGUCUCUGUUCCCGGUUCCCAAAAGUCACCUCACGGGUUUUGUUUGUUGCUUUAUUCCUUCUCGUGACAUUAUCAGAACUUUGAGCGGAAAGUUUAUUCAUCUGUGGUCUCGACGGGGGACAGAAACGAUGGAGCAACCGGAAACAGUCCCUGAAGCAGCGUCCGUGGGGGACACCGCGGAGACAGAGGACGCAAACACCGGGAAACGCAAACAUGAAGAGGCCGACCCACCGGAGACAGGCGGCCGAGGGAAGAGGCGAAGAGGAGCGGGAGGGAAGAAGCUCCGUCCCGGGGAGAGGUACAUCCCACCGCCCCAGAAACGUAACCCGGGGAUCAGCUUCAGCCAGGAGCAUUUCAAAGAAACGUCCUACUACUUCGAAGGCGGCCUGCGGAAAGUUUUUCCUUAUUACUUUGACUUCAAAACCUACUGCAAAGGCAGGUGGAUCGGUAAGAGCCUCCUGGAGGUUUUCAAGAGCGAGUUCAGAGCGGAGUCCAUAGAGUACUAUGAGAGGGCAGCUAAAGAGGGCCGCAUUCGGCUCAACGAGACCCCGGUGGAGGACCUGUCCGUGGUGCUCAGGAAUAACGACCACAUGAGGAACACUGUGCACCGCCAUGAGCCUCCUGUUAUUGGCACGCCCCUGGAGAUCCUGGUGGACGAUGGGGAGGUGCUUGUAGUUGACAAGCCGGCCUCUAUCCCCGUCCAUCCCUGCGGUCGUUUCCGCCACAACACUGUGAUUUUCAUCCUGGGUAAAGAGCACGGCGUCUCUGAGCUCCACACCGUCCACAGGCUGGACAGGCUCACCUCUGGAGUCCUGCUGUUUGCCAGGACGCUGGAGAAAUCCAAGAAACUAGACCAGAUGGUGAGAGACAGACAGCUUGAGAAGGAGUACGUGUGUCGAGUGGAGGGAGAGUUCCCUGAAGGCGAGCUGAUCUGUGAGGAACCCAUCCUGGUCGUCUCUUUUAAGAUCGGCCUCUGUCGGGUCGAUCCGAAGGGAAAGGAGUGCAGAACCGUGUUCCAGAGGCUCAGCUUUAAUGGAAAAACCAGCGUAGUCCGCUGUCUACCGCUCACUGGCCGCACCCACCAGAUCAGGGUCCACCUGCAGUACCUGGGCUUUCCUAUCCUCAACGAUCCCAUCUAUGGGUCCCACGCCUGGGGUCCUCACAGGGGCAAGGGGGGGCUGGUUGGGAAAAGUGACGAGGAGCUGCUGCAGGCUUUGGUGGAAGAACAUCGCUCCCAAGAAGAUUUACACCUGCUAGAUCUAAUGGGGGACUGUGUCGGGGUCCAAAGGGAAGCAGAGAAGGUUGAGAAAACAGACUUGACUCAAGCAGAGAAUUCAUCUGAGAAAGAAAUCUCCAGCAAAGCCUCUUUAGAAGAAUCUCAGAGCCUUGAAACAGCAGAUAUAGUCGGGAACCAAAGCAAAGCAGCAGAUUCUACUCAGAAAACUCCUCCAGGAACCCGAGACCACCUGUGCAGUGAAUGUAAGCUGGUGCGUCCGGACCCCACGAAGGAGGAGCUCGUCAUGUAUCUGCAUGCUUUACGCUAUAAAGGACCAGACUUUGAAUAUUCCACACAGUUGCCAGACUGGGCCAAAGAGGACUGGCAGGACACCGGUUUCAGCUGAUCUGUUCCUGUCUCCUUUUUAUUAUUUGUUUUUCUGAUCACAAAUCCUGAGUUUUAUCUUCAAGGUUCCUGUUUUAUUUUUCUUAAUUUAUUACUUACUGUAGUUAUUUGAAGAAGUGGAGUUAAAAUGAAUUACAGGUUUGGGGGUGUAUAUUUACUUUGAGAACUGUUGUACUAAAAGAUCAACUUUAAAGGCCCCAGUCUGUCUGCAAACUUAAAUCUUAAAUUUCUUGCCUAGAAAUGUGUGUUUUAUUUCAGGUUUAUGAAAAAAUAAAUGCAAUUUGGUUUCAGGAUUUUGCAGAUUACUCUCAAUACCUUCCUUCCCACCUUCUUUUCCUUUUUUUCUCCCUUAUUUCCUAUCCCUCUUCAUUACGCUUUCUUUCCCCUUUAUUCCUUUAUUUCCUUUCUUGCUACUUUUCGUCUCUGUGUAUCUUAUUCUGUUCUCUUGCCAAUUGUUGCUUCCUUUCUUCCUUCUUUGCUUCCAUUUUCCUCCAGUAUAUAUCACAAUCAAAGACUAAAAUGCAUCUGUAGGAAACAUUAGAAAAAAACAGUUUGCUCCAGGAAAAUACAUUUUAUUUCCUUUUUGUGAGAAGUUGACAACAGACAGCUGGAUGUGAUGGUGCUGCUGAGGUUUCCUUUCCAUGACAGUAAAUAGCCUGAUUGUUCUUUCUUCUGUUUAAGGCAGGUUAUUCUGACUAAUUCAGAAUGAAAGCUUUAAAAAAAAACUUUAGUCACACAUCUGAACACAUGUUAUGGAAAUCCCUCAAAGGUUUCAUGCUGAACCACAUUAAAAUCAACUUUAUCACCUCAGUUUUUUUUACAGUCUGCAUCGUUUAAAGUAACAUAAAUGCAUCUUAUUUUAUGUUGUACAAAGCACACACUUUGAAUCCAACAAACAACCAGUUAAGAGACAUUUGAAGCAUGUAUCAGAUAGAAAAUACCCAAACUUUAGAAGCUCACAAUGCUCUGAGCUUCCAAAUGCUAUGUGCAGAACCUGGGCUCUUUCAUGCAUAAGAUAGAAAACAGGUGGAUUGUUAAUUUUUUAUUCUAUGUAAGAGCAUUGUAAUGUUAUAUGCAGAAAUGGCCCAAAUUGUGCACAUUGCUGAUCUAAAAAAAAAGUAUUUGCCCCCUUACAGAUUUGUUGUAUUUUAAAUGUUAUUCAUACUUGUG